GUGGCCACACGGGCGCCAUUUUAAACCGGAAGUGGAGUCCAAAAAAUCGGAAGCGGGGCUCUGAGGGAGCAGGAAAAUGGAGCGCCGGUUCCCUGCGGCGGUUGCUUUGACAGUGUUGCUGUCGCUGUUCGUUUCAGGCCCGAGGCUGCUGCGUUGGAAGGGCGGAGGAGAGGAGGCCGAGGAGGGAGGGUCGGCCUUCUCUCUGGGGCCUGAGGCCUUGCAGGGGCUGCAAGUUUAUCGGCUGGUGACCUACAUCUUUGUAUAUGACGACCCGGUCUCCUGGGUGUGCGGUGCCAUCAUCGCCUGGUACUUCGCCGGCAGCUUUGAGAAGACCGUGGGCACCGUGAAGCACAGCUUCCUCACCUUGGCCUUCGCCGUCGCCUCGGCCCUGCUCUACCUCCUGCUCCGGGCUGCCUUUGCCAGCGUCUUGGAGGUGACGGACGCCAAGGGAUUCGCACCCGUGGCUUUUGCCAUGCUGGCCGCAUCCAUCGCCCGCUCCCCGAUGAGAAGGACGCUGGUUUUGGGAGUCAACCUCCGGGUGGCACUAGUCCCCUGGUUCCUGCUCUGUGUGGCUUGGUUUGCACUGAUCUCUUCCUUCCUUGCAAACCUUUGUGGCCUCGUGAUUGGGAACCUCUAUGGUUACGGCUUCUGCUCCCGCGUGGAUCUCCCCGAAUCGGCCGUCUCUCAUCUGGAUCAAAAAUUCCCUUUCCAGCUGCUGAAGAGAAUCCCAGGCCUCAAAUAUGUUCCAGGGUCCCUAGCAGAACGAAGAGCCUCCCAGAGCCGGAAGCUAAAUCCAAUGCCAGGUUCUUACCCGACGCAGAGCUAUCACAGCCCGCCGCCUCCUGUCUUCUUUGCCGUCCCUGGCCCACAUCCCAGCAUGCACCCCCAAACUUCAAGGGUGCAGCACCCACUAUCUCCUGCACAAUACCCAACCACUAGUGCCUUUGUAGAGCCGUGCGCCCAGCACCAUUUCCAUGCUCCCCCAGGAUCCUCCUCCUCCUCUUCUCCGCAUCUUGGCGGAUCUGACUCAUGGGUGCCUGCAAGAACAGAUGGCUCCAGCAUCCACCAGGCGCCUGGGUUCAUAACUACAGCAGCAGGCCCAGAAUCGAUGGACCUUUGCCGGGUUCAGGUAGGUUGAGGGACUGGUGGGCAGCCCAGGUCCUUGGACCUUGCUGGAAUUCGGAUGAGGAAAGGGGCUCUGGACUCUCCAAAUGGAUUGGCGUCGCAUUUUGCUGCUGGGCUUGCAGAGACUGAGUGAAACGGGAGGGAAAAGGUUUGGACCUCCAUUUUGAACAACAAAAGUCUCUUGUGCAGCUCAGAAAUGUCUCCAUCUUGUGUGAAACUCAUGGGCUCCUUUGAUUGAUUGAAAACAUAGAAGAUUGCUAGAGGGUCUUUAUAUUGAGGUGGGACUCAUAGAGCCCUCAUGAUAUCAUUGGACUGCAGCUGUUUUGAAAGGUUUGAAUGAAAUGCUUCUGGCCCCUUGGAAGGCAAUGUGAGUAAAUUAUUAUUAUUAUGAUUA
Messenger RNA from Sceloporus undulatus (fence lizard), 1519 nucleotides. RefSeq names its product rhomboid domain containing 2 (gene RHBDD2). The transcript has 4 exons. The record is from RefSeq and is a predicted model, not a curated record. The coding region runs from base 77 to 1138 and encodes 353 amino acids. NCBI's taxonomy places the organism in Eukaryota, Metazoa, Chordata, Lepidosauria, Squamata, Phrynosomatidae. Gene Ontology annotation, cellular component: membrane. Gene Ontology annotation, molecular function: serine-type endopeptidase activity.